ACCAGAGUAGUGAAAUCCAUUCGCGAGCUCCACAGAGAUCCAAUAGUUUCAAUUGAAUGUGUUAAUUGUCUCGAAGUGUAUGCAACUACGUGUUAUUCAAAUUCAUAGACAUAAGUACAUAGUUGAAUUUCGAUUCUAGCUGAACUAAGGAAGCAAAACCAGAACACGUACCUUAAGUUCGAAGAGAAACGGAACAGAAGUGAUACUUCAUUAUUGAGAAGAGAGUUCAAUGUGUUAACCAAAUCAUUCAGAGAAGAACGUAACUAACAUUGAUACAAGAUGCAUAUUGAGGUUCAAGUAGCUUUGAAUUUCGUGAUAUCGUACCUGUACAACAAACUCCCCAGGAGGCGGGUCAACAUAUUCGGGGAAGAACUAGAAAAAGCCUUAAAAGACAAAUUCCAGGGACACUGGUAUCCGGAAAAACCGUUCAAGGGUUCAGCUUUCAGGUGCUUGAAGACGGGUGACCCGAUUGACAAGGUAUUGGAGCGCGCUGCGAGAGAGAGCGGAGUUCCUAUUCAGGAUAUCUUGGAGAACCUUCCUCAGGAGCUCGCAGUUUGGGUGGACCCCGGUGAAGUCAGCUACCGCAUAGGCGAAAAAGGAGCCGUUAAGAUCCUCUUCAGCGAUAAAGGCGAUCCGCUCGAAGACCACUCCGCUGACAGGGAAGUUACCAAAACCUUCAAUCCUGAAGCCCAGUGCUUCAGGCCGAUAGAGUGCGUGACGUCUAGCAUGAAUAACCUGAGUAUCUCGCCAAAAGCGCUUACUCCCUUCGCCAAUAAUCCCCAGAACAACACGGUUGGUGUUCAGCUUCAUCAGCAAAUGCCAAUUCCGCCUCACAACGGAAAUCAGCAGCUUCCAAAUAAUACCAACCACCAUUCGUCACCCUCGUUGGCUCCAUCGCCUACCCUUAACAACUCUUACAAGGGUUCGCCGUCGCCUGUGCCUGCUUUCAUACCCAGGACUACUACGCCGCUCACUUUCACGACAGCAACGUUUGCUCAAACGAAAUUCGGCAGCACCAAACUCAAGACAAGCAGCAAGAGAGCUAAUAGAUUGGAACGUGCCAGUUGCAGUGUUAAUGCGGACAUGGUAAAACCAAGGUUGGGGUACAACUUUAAUAAUAAUUCAAUGUCUCCAACCGAAUUCUCUAACUACAUCAAGCAGCGUGCAAUGCAGCAGCAGAUCCAUCAGCCGCCUCCUCAUCACUCCCCAGCAAGCCGCGCCUUGUCUCCGGAUCCAUCAGCGUACUACUUCCCCCACAACCACUAUCCACCUCAGUUUCCCCCUCGCUCCGUAUUCGAGUCUUCCAAUCAGUUUUUGAGCCCUGACGUGUACUCUGGAAAACUUCCCUUCGAGCACUCUACACCAGUAGGUCCCUAUUACCCCAACAAUGGACCCGUUGGAGCUCCGCAGUCUGCUCCAACCACUCCCCAGGACAACGGAAAGCUUUUGGACAACAACUGGCCCUACCCUUCUGCUGGACAGUAUCAACAUCUCCUUGUGGCCAACUGAGGAUCUUCAUAGGCAAGGGAUUUUUUAGUAUCAGAUAUUUGCACUCACUUGAGGGGGAUCUGAGGUUGGAGUAUACACAUUGAAUCAUUAGGGAAGGGUCAACUAAUUGAAUGUAAUUUGCCUUGUUGGAAUCAUUUAUGCUUGAGGCUGGACCUCAAAGUCAAAAAAAUUUAUUAAUAAUUUGUUUGACAAAUAAUAAAUAAUAUGGUAUAAAAUGAUCAAUGGUUACAUUGUCAAAGCAAUCUAGAAAUAUGAAUAGCACAAAGACAGGUUUUAAUGUCUUUUGAUAUUGGGAAUUCUACAGAAGAGUUGACUAGUGUUGCAUUAACCUUUUCGAAAAUUGUUGCUGUUUUAAGUAACGAUGAAGUAGUUAAGUAUUAAGUAACUACGUCAAUCUCUUAUUUGAUAAUCAAUCAGUGUAUACAAUCAACCCACAAUUUCAAUCUAAUCGCAGAUAUUCUCCAUUACCAACACAUAAAAGUAUGGCAAUACUAAAUUGUUCAAUUAGUUCAUAAGUUGACACUUCUUAAAUAGGUGUUUGUGUGUAUUUACCUCAUUCAAUAUUAUAUCUUCUCGGGCGAUUCUACUUUUCCAUUUUGUGGUUUUCUUUUCUAUUCCAACCAGACGUAUCACCAAAAAUACAACACUCUGAACAAGGGACUGAAUUAAUGAUAUUGCUUGAAAUAUGUCAAAUAAUAUAAUGCAAAGGAAGAUUGCUGGAUAGUAAAGACAAAUUUUUAUUUCGUUCUAUAAUAGUGGAUAUAUGUCUAUGUAUGAGUGGUUAAGUAACAUAUGUUUCAUCCAAAAAUUAAAACUAAUUCGUUUAUGCGACAAGAGAGAUUUUCAAUUCAAUGAAUGUUUCUGUUUGUUUUCUAUUUCUGUAGAUAAAUUAUUAAAGUUGCUAGGAAAAUGAUUAGGUGAAUUGUAUAUAAUAGUUUUAGUUUUGAUAAAAUAAUCUAAUAUCUAAACAUUAGAGAUGUUAAUAUUGGAAAAAAUCCACUUAGAAAAAUAUUUCUGAUCUCUAACUGUUGAAUUAUUUGUAAAUAACCUAAUUUAUAUUUUUUGUAUUGACAAUGUUAUAAACUAGUUAGUCACUUUUCUAUUUUUGAUACUUGCAUAAUAAUUUAAGUGAACUAUGUUUGUCUGGCACAAACUAGUGGAUUCAUUUCCUGAUUUUUUUUCCAAAGAGUUAUUAAAUAAUUGUACGAGUUCACUCAAAACUUUGAACGAGUGAAUAAUUGCUAAAUAUUGUAUUAU
Messenger RNA from Leptinotarsa decemlineata (Colorado potato beetle), 2766 nucleotides. RefSeq lists its product as uncharacterized. Gene Ontology annotation, biological process: regulation of gene expression. NCBI's taxonomy places the organism in Eukaryota, Metazoa, Arthropoda, Insecta, Coleoptera, Chrysomelidae. The record is from RefSeq and is a predicted model, not a curated record. Gene Ontology annotation, molecular function: transcription corepressor activity. Gene Ontology annotation, cellular component: cytoplasm; nucleus.